ACGUCACAACAUCGGUGCCAAUUUCUUCCCUCCCCUAUUUACUUCCGUGGUCAUGUUUCCCCUUACGUCAUUGACAGCGAUCGAUAGCACUUCGGCUUUGACUGCCCGUCGCUGGAAGGAUACUUCGUCUUUGACAGCUGCUGGAAUCUAAAGAAAUCGAUUAUUGUUUUGUUUUUUUGUACAGGCGCGAAACAGGACAUUCGCGUGCAGGUUAAGGACCCCCGGCAACUUUGUGAUUUUAUUGGACGCAGCCCCGGAAGUAAAUGGGGGAGGGAGCCCAGCUCCAGCAAGAAGCAGUCCUUCCGGUGAGUAGAAGCAGAAGACAUGACGAGCAGCGUGCUUGGCAAUGUGGAGAAGAUGUGCUCCCACCUCCCCGUGCUCCUCAACACCUUCCUGGUGUUCUCCAUCACCGGGGAGGUGAGCUACCUGGUGCUGGUGGGGGCCCCGCUGGAGCCUGCCCAGAGGUGGUCCUCACUGUGGAAGUCCAUGCACCUGCUGGCCCAGUUCUUCAUGCUGGGGAACAUCUGCUGGAACGCCCUGCUCUUUGUCAGGACCACCCCCAGCAUCAAGGGGGUGUUCCUGGGAGGGGACCAUGUGGGGCAAGGAUGGAAGUGCUGCUACACCUGUGUCUUCUUCUGCUUGAGCAGGUACUGCUACACCUGCGAGACGCACACCCCCCCACGCUGCUCCCACUGCUACGACUGCAAGGUGUGCGUGCUGCGGCGGGACCACCACUGCGUCUUCUUCGGCCGCUGCGUGGGCUUCCGCAACCACCGCUACUUCCUGACUUGCCUGCUCUACAUGUGGUCGGGGCUCCUGUACGCCACCUGGAUGAACGCCGAGGUCUUCAUCCUCAUACUGAAGGAGGGCGUGACUCUGCACAGCGUCCUGCUGCUGCUCAUACCCUGGCUCAUGCUGGUGUCAGGCCAAGUGUCUGCACGGGCCUUCUCUUUCGCCUUCAUCGCUGACACCUGUGUGGUGGGCCUCCUGCUGGUCUCCGCCUUCUUCUUCUUCCAUCUCUUCCUGCUUGUUCGGGGGCAAACCACCAGGGAGUGGUACUCGUCCCGCAGGCCCUACAAUCUGGGACUCCUGGGCAACUUGCGUCACACAUUAGGCAGCCGCUGGUACCUUGGCUGGCUUUGCCCGCUCAUCUCAUCGCCACUACCGGGGGAUGGGAUACACUUCCAGGUGACGGGGUCACUGGAGCCCCCCCGCCAAUAAGACUGGGGCUUGGGGGGAUGGGGUACACUUCCAGGUGACGGGGUCACUGGAGCCCCCCCCCUGCUAAUAAGACUGGGGCGUGUAUUUUGCUGUGGACUGAACAACAUUACUUUGGCUGGACUAGAAGAAUGUUCUAGUUAUGUUUCACUUAUCAUGACGAUGAUGGCUUCUUAGCUGUCACAAAUAGACUGCGGGAUAUCAAGUCCACCAUCUGAACAGUGUUUUUGUGUGUGUGAUUAAGAACCAGUGGCACCAUCUUUCCAGCACCACCGGUUGCCUUAUUAGACCCCUUUUUAGUUGAAUGUUUGUAAGUAUUUUUUUUUCCUUUUGCAGGUUUCCAUUACAGCCAAAGCUAUUUUCUCAGUAUUGUUGUUUUAUAUGCCUUGCUUUGGUUUUGGAAGAUGUUCUUUUUUUUUUUCCUUUCAAAACCUGAAAUACAUUUUGUGUUUACUGUUUAA
Molecule: messenger RNA, 1679 nt
Organism: Entelurus aequoreus (snake pipefish)
Lineage: Eukaryota; Metazoa; Chordata; Actinopteri; Syngnathiformes; Syngnathidae
Gene: zdhhc24
Product: zinc finger DHHC-type containing 24
Exons: 4
Coding region: 325-1221 (298 amino acids)
Biological process (GO): protein targeting to membrane; peptidyl-L-cysteine S-palmitoylation
Cellular component (GO): endoplasmic reticulum; Golgi apparatus
Molecular function (GO): protein-cysteine S-palmitoyltransferase activity
Source: RefSeq, a predicted model, not a curated record